Molecule: messenger RNA, 1492 nt
Organism: Triticum urartu
Lineage: Eukaryota; Viridiplantae; Streptophyta; Magnoliopsida; Poales; Poaceae
Product: transcription factor SPEECHLESS-like
Biological process (GO): positive regulation of DNA-templated transcription; stomatal complex development; guard cell differentiation
Cellular component (GO): nucleus
Molecular function (GO): DNA-binding transcription factor activity; protein dimerization activity
Source: RefSeq, a predicted model, not a curated record
UAUCUCUAUGCUUAAAAGAAGCCAAGCUAUCUAGCCAAGAUCUUCCACUUGCACACAACAUUCUCCCUUGCACCACUCAGCCAGCAGCGACCAAACACAAGCUCGUGCGAGUCAUGGGAGAUGCGCUGUGCGAUCAGCUCCUCGUCGACGUCGACGGCGAGUUCCAGCUCCCCACCGACGCUGAAGACCUAUUCAGCAUCCUCGAGACUUGGGAGGACUGCGUCAACGGCGCCGCUGCAGCGUUGAGCCCCACGGCCGGCGCCAGCAGCCGUGGUGGGCUGCUGGGCGGUUCUGCGCCGGGGAACAAAAGCAGCAAGCGGCGAGCGCGGCAGGACGAAUGUGACGGCAUAGCGCAGGCGCAGAAGAGGCAGAAGUGCUCGCCGGAGGAGGGAGGCGGCGCGGCGCCGAAGACGGCCCACAUCACGGUGGAGCGCAACCGCCGGAAGCAGAUGAACGAGCACCUGACCGUUCUGCGGUCGCUCAUGCCAUGCUUCUAUGUCAAGCGUGGUGACCAAGCAUCCAUCAUCGGAGGAGUGGUGGACUACAUCAAGGAGCUGCAGCAAGUGAAGCAGUCGCUGGAGGCCAAGAAGCAGCGCAAGGCCUACACCGAGCACGUCCUCAGCCCGCGGCCGCCGCCGUCGUCCUACAGCCCACGCCUCCCGCUCAGCCCGCUCCAUAAAUCCACGCCGCCGCUCAGCCCACUGCUCAGGUCCACUCCGCCGCUCAGCCCGCGUCUCGCCGUCCCGAUCAGCCCUGCCAGGACGCCGCCGACGCCAGGCAGUCCCUACAAGCUCCGGCCCCUGCCGCCGCCGAUCUCCGGCUCCACCUACGUGUCCCCGGCGAUGACGCCUACAGGCUACGAUGCGGCCUCCUCCUACCUCCCCUCGCUCGACGCCAUCGCCGCCGAGCUGUCGGUGUACGCCAACAGGCAGGCGCUACAGCUGCCCCCGACCGACCCACUCCCCGACGUGAGGGUGGAGUUCGCCGGCGCGAACCUGGUGCUGAAGACGGUGUCGCACCGCGCGCCGGGGCAGGCGGUGAAGAUCAUCGCCGCGCUCGAGUCACGGGCGCCGGCGCUGGAGAUCCUCCACGCCAAGAUAAGCACCAUCGACGACACCGACGUCAACGCCUUCACCGUCAAGAUUGGAAUCGAGUGCUCACUCAGCGCGGAGGAGCUGGUACAAGAGAUUCAGCAAACGUUCUCGUAAAGGUCCCGCUUCGAGUUGAACUCUUUCUUGUGUUCCUAAGAGGGCUGAAACUCGUCGAAUUGAACAGUGAAGAUGCAUGUAUUGUUACGCAUGCAUAGGUUUGUGCAUGUGUGUUUGUCUAGUAAGAUCGAAACUGAGGAUGAGCUGAGGAGCCGGGCACUUGAAUGGUCGUAGUACAGGUGGUGCUCUAGCUAUAGCUAACUAGCUAGAUCGAUCGUUUUUUGUGCUACCUGCGUACGUAUGUAACUGCAGUCGUUGAAUGGUACGUGCAUUCAUUUUCACAA